This is a messenger RNA of Pyrenophora tritici-repentis Pt-1C-BFP, 1156 nucleotides long. Its product is annotated as CYT1, Cytochrome c1. Gene Ontology annotation, biological process: mitochondrial electron transport, ubiquinol to cytochrome c. Gene Ontology annotation, molecular function: electron transfer activity; heme binding. The record is from RefSeq and is a predicted model, not a curated record. NCBI's taxonomy places the organism in Eukaryota, Fungi, Ascomycota, Dothideomycetes, Pleosporales, Pleosporaceae.
AUGUUGGCUCGCUCAGCACUGCGUACCGCACGCACCGCCGGCGCCGCGGCUCGCAAUGCCACCAACAAGCCAGCUUCGCGCUUCGCCUCGACAUCUAGCUCCGCCGAGGGAGCUGGCUCCGCAUGGAAGAACAACGCCCUCCCCGCUGCCGCCACCAUCUUCGCGAUCGGUUCGACUGCCUGGUACUGGCAACUCUACGGACGCAAUGUUGAUGCCAUGACUCCUGCGGAAGAAGGUCUACACCCGACUCAAUACCCAUGGGAGCACGAAAAGUGGCACAAGACAUUUGACCACGGCGCUCUCCGCCGUGGUUUCCAGGUCUACCGCGAGGUCUGCGCAUCAUGCCACUCCAUCUCCCGUGUCCCCUACCGAGCCGUCGUCGGAAAGUUCAUGACUGUCGACGAGGCCAAGGCCCUUGCCGAAGAGAACGAAUACGACACCGAGCCCAACGACCAGGGCGAGAUCGAGAAGCGCCCCGGAAAGCUGUCCGACUACAUGCCCUCACCCUACAAGAAUGACGAAGCCGCCCGCGCUGCCAACAACGGUGCUCUGCCUCCGGAUCUAUCACUCAUGGUCAAGGCCCGCCACGGUGGCUGCAACUACAUCUUCAGCUUGUUGACCGGCUACCCCGAAGAGCCACCCGCGGGUGCUGUUGUCCCAGAAGGCCUCAACUUCAACCCCUACUUCCCCGGUACCGGUAUUGCCAUGGCCCGUGUGCUUUACGACGACUUGGUCGAAUACGAUGACGGCACCAAGGCGUCAACUUCGCAGAUGGCCAAGGACGUCGUCGAGUUUUUGAACUGGACUGCUGAGCCAGAGAUGGAUGACCGCAAGAAGAUGGGCUGGAAGGUGCUGGCAGUCACCAGUGUCUUGUUUGCUAUCAGUGUCUGGGUCAAGAGGUACAAGUGGGCACCACUGAAGACACGAAAGAUUAUCUACCAGCCACCACAAAACAAGAGCAUUCUCGGCCAUGUUCCCAAGCCAAAUAAUUCAGGCAAGACGAACCAAUAAGUAUUCGGGGGGCUUGCAUUUUGCGCUACUUUGGGCGAGGGGGUGGAGAGCGGGGAGUGGAAGCAUGUGUGUUCUAUAUCUUGUACAGUGCCAAGUACUACAAUAAGAUUUCCUUGACUCGUCACAUGACAUGGACAUGUGUUUA